Homarus americanus (American lobster) is the source of this 432-nucleotide messenger RNA. RefSeq lists its product as uncharacterized. The transcript has a single exon. The record is from RefSeq and is a predicted model, not a curated record. The coding region runs from base 1 to 432 and encodes 143 amino acids. Lineage: Eukaryota; Metazoa; Arthropoda; Malacostraca; Decapoda; Nephropidae. Gene Ontology annotation, molecular function: protein dimerization activity.
AUGCGAUGUACAGAAACAACAGAAGUUCAAGAACCAUCUACAAGCAUGUCAGUUCAAGCAGAGUCCUCAGGUUCCUCACAAACUGUUAAAACACAACCAAAGAAAAGCUCACUCUGGGCUAAAUUCGAUGCCAAGGUUGAAAAAAUUGCACUCGUCUCUUCAACACACCCGUCUACAAGGCCUUAUAUUGAAAUGAGAAGAUAUUUGGAAUCGCCAAUUCCUAGAGAAGAUCUGCUAGAAUGGUGGAAAAAACAUGCCGUACUUUUCCCUAAACUCCAAGAACAAGCGAAAAUGUUCCUCUGCUCCCCAACAUCAUCAGUUCCCUCAGAAAGGCUUUUUUCUAAGGCUGGCAAACUAGUGCCCCAAAGAUGUAGGUGUAUAAAGGACAAGAACGUGAGUAUGAUCCUCUUCCUUAACAAGAACCUGAAGUAG